Platichthys flesus (European flounder) is the source of this 9758-nucleotide messenger RNA. It is a transcript of the gene sipa1l1, whose product is annotated as signal-induced proliferation-associated 1 like 1. Gene Ontology annotation, molecular function: protein binding; GTPase activator activity. Gene Ontology annotation, cellular component: cytoplasm. The transcript is spliced from 25 exons. Gene Ontology annotation, biological process: activation of GTPase activity; regulation of small GTPase mediated signal transduction. The record is from RefSeq and is a predicted model, not a curated record. NCBI's taxonomy places the organism in Eukaryota, Metazoa, Chordata, Actinopteri, Pleuronectiformes, Pleuronectidae. The coding region runs from base 531 to 6050 and encodes 1839 amino acids.
GCCGCAACUUUUCGGAUGAGCUGAACUUCUCGCUCCGGACCAACCGGAGACCGGAGGAGCGAGGCGGGGAGCUGACAGCACCGGGACUCGAGCGGCAAAGCGCCACGCACGGAGGUAGUAUUCCAGCUCGGUCUCUUUUACACCCCCGGUUCUUGUCCGUGUGGCUGCCGGGCCGCGGCGGCUCGUGAACGCAGGUGACGGAGCAGCGACAGCGGUGGUUUCUCCCUCCGGUGCCCGCCGCCGACAGCAGAUUCCCGGAGGCUCAUCGUAAAGCUUUCAUGCUGUCUCAUUUGCUGCUCACUGGCUUUGACAAGAUACUGCGAUUUUCUUUGCUGAUUCAGACUGAAUACUAACCCUAACCCUAACCUUUUUGCCAUCAAGCUCCAGCUACCAAAAGCACCAAAUGUGUCCUUAAGACUCUCAUCUCUUCACUCCCUGGGCAUUAUGUUGACCCUAACCUAAAGCCAUCAGCACCCCAUCCCUACCUUUCCUUCCCAUCUCCCCUCCCUGAACCCUCUCCCAUCUCCAUCAUGACCAGUCUGAAGCGCUCUCAGACAGAGCGCUCGGUUGGGGGCUCGGUGCCAGCCACUGAUGAGUUCUACACCCGCCGUCUGCGCCUGCCCAAUGGAGGGGCGCCUCCACCCCGCAGCGAGAGCGCACACAUUUCCUCUUCCACCACCCCUGGCACCAACCCCGGCGUCCCUAAGAUGGGGGUGCGGGCUCGUGUGGCUGACUGGCCGCCAAGGAAAGAUGGGGGAGGUGGGGGUGUUUGGCAUAUUACCGUGGAAACCGAUUCCCCCAGUUCCACAAACACCACCAGUUCAUCAGGAUCUGGGAGUGGAGAUAGAGAAAGACUUGUCGGUGGGGGAGGAGGAGGGAGUGGAAGUGGCGGUAGUGGUAGUAGUGGCAGUGGAAGUGGAGGGGUGUCAGCUGUUACAGCCCACAGCAAUCUGUCGGCUAAGCUCGGUCACCUCAUAAGCCCGCAGGACUCGUCCAUGCUGCGCAACAUCCACAACACACUAAAGAAUAAGAUGCACAGCAAAGGAAAAGACAAUCGCUUCCUUUCACCAGAUGGCUAUCUGGGCUCGCCCCGCAAAGGCAUGAGGCGCAUCCGCCAGCGCAGUAACAGUGAUAUAACAAUUAGUGAGUUGGACGCUGACGGCAAUGAGGGCUGGUCUUUCUCAGGGUGGACACCCAUGCACCGUGAGUAUGGCAGCACGUCCUCCAUAGAUAAACAUGGAGUGUCAGGAGAGAGUUUCUUUGACAUGCUAAAGGGAUACCAGUCCUCUGAGGCCCCUGAUCAGCGAAGCCCAGCUCCAGAGAGGCUCACAGAGCUCCUUACAGUGGCCCCCAUAAAACAGGCUGCACUUGACCUGCCAGACGGACCAUUAGGACCAGCCAGAGGAAGUCCUGCCAGUCGGCUGAAGGAGCGAGAGAAGCACUUAAAAAGGAGGUCAAAGUCAGAGACGGGUGGAGAGUCUAUAUUUCGUAAGCUGCGCAGUGUUAAGGUGGAGGGGGACACGUCAAGGGCUGGGUCCGAUGCUGAAGAUGGGGGGAAAGGAGAUGAAAGUGGCCCACCUCCAAAACCCUGGGUGUGCCAGAGAGGCUUUGCCCAUUUUGAUAUUCAGUCUCUACUCUUCGACCUCAAUGAGGCAAUCCAAAGUCGUCAGUCUGGGGCGAAACGGAAGAAUACCACAACGGGUGCCUCUGCUGCUGCUGCUGCCUCCGCUUCCGCCACUUCCUCCCUCUCCUCCAAUCAGAGCGGAGGGUAUGGGUCACCGUGCGGCUCGCAAGAGGAGCUGAGCAAGGAGGGAGCAGGAGGACAUAAUGCUAACCCUGCCUUAGACCCUGGUGAUGACAAAAGCAACGAUCUGGUGCUCAGCUGCCCCUGUUUCAGGAAUGAGAUUGGUGGAGAGCGGGAGAGGAACAUCUCGCCUGCUAAACAGCAGGGCAGCAUAGGCAGUGGUGGAAGUUCAAGCAGUUCUUCUGGCAGUACGGAGGAAGGACCGCUGGAUGCCAUCCUCAAUACUCACUUUACCAACGCUGGUGUGGCAGUAAUGGAAGCUCCGAAGGACGGGCCCAGUCAGCAUGCCGACAGGUCCAAGCGAUACAUCGUGGAGCAUGUUGACCUUGGUGCCUAUUACUACAGAAAGUACUUCUACCUCAGAGAACACUGGAACUAUCUGGGUGUAGACGAGAACCUGGGUCCAGUGGCAGUCAGUCUGAGGAGGGAGAAGCUUGAAGAACACAAGGAGCAUGGCCAACAGUACAACUUCAGGGUCAUCUUCCGAAUGAGCGAGCUGAACACCCUGAGAGGCUCCAUCCUGGAGGACGCAGUACCUUCCACAUCCAAGCACGGCCUGUCUCGAGGCCUGCCUCUCAAAGAGGUGCUGGAGUUCCUGGUACCAGAGCUGAACGCUCACUGCCUGCGGCUGGCGCUCAACACACCUAAGGUCACCGAGCAGCUGAUGAAGCUGGACGAGCAGGGGCUGAGUUUCCAGCGGAAGGUCGGGGUGAUGUACUGCAUGGCGGGUCAGUGCAGCGAGGAGGAGAUGUACAACAACGAAUCAGCCGGCCCUGCACUGGAGGAGUUCCUACAUCUGCUAGGGGAGAGGGUUCGGCUCAAAGGCUUCACCAAGUACCGAGCUCAGCUGGACACAAAGACUGACUCGACCGGCACCCACUCCUUGUACACCACGUACAAGGACUAUGAGAUCAUGUUCCAUGUGUCUACCAUGCUGCCCUACACACCCAACAACAAGCAACAGUUACUGCGGAAGCGUCAUAUUGGGAAUGAUAUCGUCACAAUCGUGUUCCAAGAACCGGGGGCACUUCCGUUCACCCCCAAAAACAUCCGCUCACAUUUCCAGCAUGUCUUUGUGAUUGUGCGGGCACACAAUCCCUGUUCUGACAACAGCUCCUACAGUGUGGCAGUCACUCGCUCCAAAGAUGUGCCAUCUUUCGGCCCACCUAUCCCAGAGGGCGUGACCUUCCCCAAGUCCUCCGUGUUCCGGGACUUCCUGCUGGCCAAGGUCGUUAAUGCGGAAAACGCUGCUUGCAAGUCACAAAAGUUCCGCGCGAUGGCCACCCGGACUCGCCAGGAGUACCUGCGUGACCUGGCUGAGCGCCACACCACGAGCACGCCCAUCGACCCCUCAGGAAAGUUUCCUUUCAUCUCACUGGCUCACAAGAAAAAGGAGAAGGGCCGGCCCUAUUUAGGGGCGGAGCUGCGCAGCCUGGGGGCGGUGACCUGGCUGGUACACGCUGAGGAUCACGGGACUGGAGGUGAACUGGAGGCUCUCCUCGCCAUCUCCAAUGACUUUGUCAUCUUGUUGGACCAAGAUGCCAAGGCGGUGGUGUUCAACUGUGCCACUAAGGACGUGAUUGGCUGGAUGCCGAGCAGCCCUGCGUCUUUGCGGAUUUUCUAUGAGCGGGGAGAAAGUGUGUCUUUGAGGAGUAUCAGUAAUAACACUGAGGAUUUCAAAGAGGUGGUCAAACGUCUAGAGUUCCUGACUAAAGGCUGUGAGACAUCAGAGAUGACACUUCGUCGAAAUGGCCUGGGGCAGCUUGGCUUCCACGUGAACUACGAAGGCAUCGUGGCUGAGGUGGAGCCGUACGGCUACGCCUGGCAGGCAGGACUGCGGCAGGGAAGCCGAUUGGUGGAAAUCUGCAAAGUUGCUGUAGCGACACUGACACAUGAGCAGAUGAUUGACCUCCUGCGGACCUCAGUGACAGUGCGAGUUGUUAUCAUCCCACCUCAUGAAGAUGCCACUCCACGCAGAGGCUGCUCGGAGCUCUACCGGAUGCCUGUGUCUGAAUACAAGGGCAGCAGCAGCGAUAGUGGAUCCUUCGAAUACAAGUUCCCCUUCCGUAACAACAACAACAAAUGGCAGAGGACGUCCAGCAGCCCUCAGCAGUCGCUGACCGCCUCGCCUCAGCCACACACGCCCAACCGGGCCAUCAGUCUGGGUAGCUCCGUGGGGAAGACCCUGUCCGCCGAGAGGCUGGAGAGGGGCGGGGUCAUUCCACGCAGCGUGAGCAGCGAUGGCCGACCCCUGGACACCAAACGGAUGUCUCCGGGCACUGAGAGCUACAGCCUGGUCUCCUCCCUGGCGUUGGGUCGUUCCCCUCACAAUCGAAGCUCUCCCAGCAACUUAUCCUGUUCCAGUGACGCGUCUGGAAGCUCUGCUCACUGGAGACAGAAGUCCAUGCCUGAGCAGUUUGCAAGCAGCCGCCACUCUCCGAUGCUUUCGGAGAGACGUGAGGUGGUCGGCGAUGGCGGGUCCAGUGGAAAGUCCACUCCCAAUUGGUCAAGAAUGGAGGAAGGGGGAGGAGCAGAACGGGGGUCAACAGAGGCCCCGGUCUCCAAGUCGGGUCAAGGCUACUCCGGAGCUCCUCGCAUCCAGAGGCAGGAGCAGGUCAUCCAUGUGUCCCCGAAGAAGGGAAGCCAGUCGGACGGCCCUUACUCUGGCCACUCCAGCAGCAACACUCUGUCCAGCACAGCUUCCAGCGGCGCUCACAGCGACAGUGAUAAAUGGUUUGAAGUAGGAGCAGGUGGAGGCUCCGCCGCUGACCCGGGCGACUCGGAGCCCAACGGCCUGGGAGGAGGAGGUUAUCUCCAGGGUGCGUCGGCCGACAGUGGCAUCGAUACCAGCUCUUACGGAGCCUCGCACCACACCCACCCGCACUCCCAUCACGGAAGCACCACCUCCCUGCUGGCUCCUAGUGGCAGCAGGGAGAGCCGGGAGAGCCGAGAGAGCCGGGAGCGGUCGGGCUCUCCGUGGCACAGCCCCACCGAGGGAGGUCGCAGGAUGCUGGAGAGGUCCCCUGCUGCUGCCGAGUCCCCGGGCCUUCCGGGAGAAAGGAGCAUGGACGGGACCGGCCGAAGCCCACCUACUCAUCUUCUCCUCAGGGAUAGCAGCACCUUCAGUCUGAAUGAAGCUGGAUCCCACUCAAGGCACUCAGGCCACAGCUCGCCCAGAGACGAGUCCUCAUCUGCGACCACCUCUCCCUCCUCCCAGUCCUCCGCGUCCCCAGGGCCCAAGAGCUUCUACCCUCGCCAAGGAGCUCAGUCCAAGUAUCUGAUUGGCUGGAGGAAGCCAGGCUCCACCAUCAACUCUGUCGACUUCGGAGACACACGCAAGAAGUCUCCAGGAGAGGGUGGAGUGGAGGGUAUUCCAACCCCUGCAGCCAGGCCCUCUCUUCGGGAUAUGCACUCACCUCAGCCUCAUGCCAAAUCUACAAUGGAGGAAGACGUGAAGAGGCACGGGGCUCCAGACAGCCCCCCACCCCCACGCAGGCAUAAGGAAAAGCAUGGCCAGAAAUCAACAACCGGCCAUCAUCUCAGCCACCGUCGCUCACUCCAUCGCACCCUGUCGGACGAGAGCAUCUACCGCGGCCAGCGCCUUCCCGCCCUGAGCGACUCGGUGGCAGAACCAGUGAGUGAUGUUCUCUUCAGCUGCUCCACCCUCCCCCGCUCACCCACGACCCGGGGUGUGCCCCUCCGACGGCCCUCCUAUAAGCUCGGUGUCAAGCUGCACGGUGACCUUUCGGCCUCGGACACAUCCCUGGUGGAUUUGGUGGAGCGACACCGUGGGCCCCUCCCACAGGAGCUGAUGCCCCUCCCUCCUUCUUCAGACAGGGACAGCCCUCUGGAUUGGACACACUUGGUGGACGUAGCCAGUACCUUUGAGAGUGACAGGAACCCUCACUACGUUCAGAGAAGUUACGUGUUCGGGGAUUCAAACCACCGGAGCAGCGGCGCCUCCAGUCCACAGCAGCCUCACAUCGAGCUGCAGCCGGCGCCACUGUCUCGACCCUCUUCAAGUGAGGGUCACAUAGGACUGGAGAGGAAAGUGACUAAACUUGAGGCGAUUGUGAAGAUGCUCCAGGAGGACCUGAAGAAGGAGCGUGAAGAAAAGCUGCGGCUGCAGACGCAGGUCAAGCGGCUGUGGGACGACAACCAGAGGCUGCAGGAGGAAUCUCAGACCUCGGCCACCAAGCUCAAGAAGUUCACAGAGUGGGUCUUCAACACCAUCGAUAUGAACUGAGGCGCUCCUGCUCGCUCUAACCUGCACAGGCACCCACAUCGACUUCAUCCAUCAGCACACACAGUCUGGACGGAGACACGGAGCGGGAGACAUGUUCGAAGACUCAUUCCACCUGAUGCUGAACCCUCCCUCCACCUUCCAUGGCUUCAAACAUCAGGGGCUUAUAUUGCCGACCAGUCUCAAUCUCUGCAGACCCUCUGUUCAACUUCUCAGGAUGAGGCCCACGAAGAACGCGUGUUGUUUAUCACAUUAUGAAGGACUGACCUCUGCCCCCCCUGCGGGACCACGAGAGCGUUGCUGAAUUGAACUUUCUCUCAUCUCGCUGUGCCAAAAUCUCUUCAGCAGAAUAACCAACAAGAGAAAACACCCCUCCUCCACUUGGCCUUUUCCAGUUAUUUCAGAUGCCAUGUUCUCCCGAGUGGACAUGAGUCUCUUUUGAAGACGACUGUCUUUUUUCCCUCAUCGUUCCCGUUGUUCAAGCACCUUUUUCAAAAUGUUGCCCAGCUCCUCUGGGAGGUGACUUCAGGUGCUUCGUGCCAAAUCCGUCUCCCCACAGCAGAGGGUUGUUCUCUGAAUGGCCUUGCAAAGUCAGACAGGGCUACAAUAAAUCUGCCGGCCCAGCCACUAAAGUGUUCGCUGUAACACAGACGGACAAAAGAGCCACAGGACAGGAGAGGACUCUGUUUCCUUCACAUGUAAAAGGAGAGUAAAGAGAUUAAGCUACUUUUUCUUUGUUUCCUGCUCAAAGUUGGAAACCCCUGAACAGUCGCCGCGGCAGUUUGUGCGUGAGCCACUGACAUGGAGUCGAGUCGCUCUGCCACCGCACGACUGACAAUCUGGAUUUUUACAGUUUUCACUUCUCGACCUCUGUGUGAGUCAGGUCUGGACACAGGAGUAUAUAUUUAAAAGCCAUCGGCAGUGGUGCCAUAAAAACAAGACUGAUAUCCAGAGUGCUUUGGUUCCAUCCCAGUCGUUCGUGUCUUAAAAGCAAUAGGAACAAGUCGGAACUCGUGUUUUUCUCCCUCACGGAAAUGGAGAGUUUGCUCUUGGAAGAAGUUUGACGUGGGAUUCUGUGAUUUAAAGAUCAAACUGGUGAAAACGCGCCGGUUUCUACUGCACAAGAACCUCAAGAGGCUUUUUCCACCGAACAUCGUGUUCAGGGGGGAAACAGGAAAAGAGGACUCCACUCAUCACUCGCCACACGAGUGGAAAACAAAGAGCCAGCUGAAGAUAAAUGACAGAGACAUUUCAGGAUGAGAAAAGUUAAAGUUUUUGGUUUUUGUUCCUCGGGUUAAUUUAUUUCCUUGUAUUAUAAUUCCAAUAAAUAAGUUGUUCUAUUCGUAACAGUACAACUGACAUCAGUGUUUAGUUCCUGAAGAAAAAGGGUCACUAGCUAUAUUAUUUAAGCGGCUUUCUUUCUUAACUCUGGCUGAAGCCGGACUAUAAUGCUUUUUAUUCUGUAUUCUGUUGUAGUUUGUGGUGCCCAAGCCUGCUGUUGUGUUGCUUACAGUGCCCUCUAGUGAUGACCAGUGGAAAUGUCAUGGUUAUUAAAUGUGCUGCCAGUCACUCUGUAUUUCUCCAACGACUCUUCAGCCGUCAGUCAUGGACCAAACACACAGAGACAGACACACACACACUCACACAAACAGAGACAGACAAACACACACAUACGAUGGGGCAAAUCAUCAGAAGCUUUGAUAGACAAUCAAAGGUUGAUUUUUGACGAUGGGAGAGUGUGUGUGUGUUGUGUGUGUGUUGUGUGUGUGUGUGUGUCUGUGUGUGUGUGUGUGUGUUCUUCAGUUCAAACAGUUUUGCUCAGGUUCAGUCUUUGUUGGGAACGUGUGAGGAUCUUUUUCCGAAAGCUAUUCAACAAUAAUGACUUCUAUGGCGAUAUUUUAAAUACCCACCAUAAAAGGGAGCCUCAGUACCUUGCUGUAAUUCUGGUUGUGUUUGUGUGGUGUGUGUUUGAUUGUGUGUGUGUGUGAAUGUGCAUCAGUCUAUCCAGCCGUGCCUACAGUCACUUGUUUGGGUCAUUUACUCGCAGGAAGAGCAGGGAUGUGCCUUUAGAAACAGAACCUGGGAAACAGAUUAAAGGGGAUGGCUCCUUCUUCUAUUUCUGAAAAACACACACCUGGCUACACAAACACAGACACACACUUUUCACAGACUGGCCUCAUAAAUGUUUGUUUGGAGAUUCUGCGUCUCUUGGUCAGAUGAAUAUUUUUAUGUAACACAAACAGACCAUGAACGGAUGAGAGUGUGUGAAGUGUACAAGAAGUGUGUGUGUGUGUGUGUGUGUGUGUGUGUGUGUCUUUACAUUCAGUUACAUGCAGUGUAUUAUUCAGAGCAGCUGGCCGUUGUAUUAACGAGUUUAACGUCCAAGCAUAUUUCCCCCCCCCGAUUCACAAAGCCACUUUUAUCCCAAGCAGAUGCCACAGAGCUUCUUCCUCAGAGCAGGUGUUUGGGUUUAUUUCAGGUCACUAACAAAAAAAACAAACAGUUGUCAGCCUUAAUUUCCCAGUCGUCUGCCGUCAAACCAGUACGAUGAAAGAACAUUCCCAGUAAAUGUAGAAGUGUCGGUUCUGUUUUAAGAAUCUCGUGAGACGUGGACGGUCCACACUCGAGUGUUUGCUUGAGGAUGGCGAUCCGGUUGUUUAUUAACAAGUCGGCCAGUCGUGGUAAAAAAAAACACUCGUCCGAUAAUGAGAAAUCCUUCAAAUCUUCACAAACGAUGAGUCGUGGAGGCAGAAACGUUCCCAAUCCAAGUUCUAGGUGUUAAAUUGGUUUCACUGGUUUCCUGCCCACAUCUAUGUCGACGCCUAAAUGAUGAGUGUUGGAUAUUAUUAACGUUUUCGUAUAUUUCCCUGUACAUUGAAAGUGAUUCUAGUCUUUUGUAUUUCAAAUGGGAGUAUGGCCAAAUGACAGAUGUUUGAGUGGCAUCAAGUUGGAUGAUGGUUACAGAUGUCAACCUUCAGACGUUUACACACACACACACACACACACACACACACACACACACACACACACACACACACACACCGGGUCAUUUGUGAAUGAGUUAUUGUUUCUUUAUUUCUUCCGCUUUGUUUUUGUUGCUUUUAAGAAGGAUGUUGAAAAUGUGAAUGUGCUGAUGUUCCAAUUUUCCAUUUUUGUAAUCUCUCGUUUUGAUUUUUUUGUUGAGAUCCUUUGCACAAUGUUUUCUAAAGGGGGUUUGAGUCGACAGGUGUUGGAUGUAAGAAGGGAGAAUCGAUCCAUUCCUGUGUGACCCUGUCUGAGAGUUGCUCUGUAGUUUUCUUGCCAGUUGCAGGAGGGAACCUGACUUUAUUCACCUCGGGGGGGGAAGGGAAACAAGAUGAGAACUGGAACCGUCCUUUUUCUUUUAGUCAUCACUGAUCCGACAGGAGCAGGAUGGAUGUUUGUACCGGAGGGUUGUAGGUUUGCGGUCAGCGAUUGCAUCGGGGGGGGGGGGGGGGCUCAGUCUCUGCUGUGUCAUGAUUCGUUCGGUUUCCUCCUGUUGGAAGAACAAACUUUCAAAGUCAUGUGUUCAGCUCCGACCGACCGGAGAUAGAGCACAAACGCAAUUUCAAGAGUAAAAAAAACCCAAUACUGUUUACAUCCCGGAUCCAUUGUCUUUGUAACAUGUUUGAAAAAGACAUUUGCAGUGAUCACAGUAAGUUCCUGAAAUAAAUAAAAUGCUGUAUCGACCUG